Solanum tuberosum (potato) is the source of this 2301-nucleotide messenger RNA. RefSeq names its product protein NUCLEAR FUSION DEFECTIVE 4-like. NCBI's taxonomy places the organism in Eukaryota, Viridiplantae, Streptophyta, Magnoliopsida, Solanales, Solanaceae. Gene Ontology annotation, cellular component: membrane. The coding region runs from base 157 to 1920 and encodes 587 amino acids. The record is from RefSeq and is a predicted model, not a curated record. The transcript has 3 exons.
UGAAAUAAGAAACGGUACAAUAUAGUACUAAUAUGUCCUCUAUAAUUUCCUUGAAUUUAGGCAGAACAAUCAAACUCUUAACUCUUACUCCAGUUAUUUACUCUACCAUUUUUCAUGCAUAAACAAGAAUCGAAAUCGAUAAUUGAGCGGUAAAAUAUGGUGCAAUUUUCAGAGAAAUUCAGGGGAUUUUUGAACGAUCGAUGGCUAGUUUUUGUAGCUUCGAUGUGGGUUCAAUCUUGUUCUGGAAUUGGGUAUCUGUUUGGAAGCAUAUCUCCAGUGAUCAAGAGUGGUAUGGGUUAUAACCAGAGGCAAAUUGCCUUAUUGGGUGUAGCUAAGGAUUUGGGUGAUGCCAUUGGGUUUCUCGCUGGUAUUUUGUGUGAAGUUUUGCCUAUUUGGGCUGUUCUGUUUAUUGGGGUUGUUCAGAAUUUUGUUGGGUAUGGUGUUGUUUGGCUGAUUGUUGCUCACAAAUUGCCUGCUUUGCCUCUUUGGGUGCUUUGCGUUUUAAUAUUUAUUGGGACUAAUGGUGAGACAUACUUCAAUACAGGAGCCUUAGUUUCCUGUGUACAGAAUUUUCCUAAAAGCCGUGGUCCAAUAGUGGGGAUACUUAAAGGAUUUGCUGGGCUAAGUGGUGCAAUUUUGACACAAGUUUAUGCUAUGUUCAACUUUCCUGAUCAAGCAUCCCUUGUUUUCAUGGUUGCUGUUGGGCCAUCAAUUGUAAUUACCGCUGUGAUGUUCUUGGUUAGACCUGUAGGUGGUCACAAACAAGUUAGACCUUCAGAUCAUUCGAGCUUCCUAUUUAUCUACAGCAUUUGCGUUAUCCUGGCAGCUUAUCUGUUGGCAGUUUUGCUUCUUCAGGAUUUAAGCAGUCUAAAUGAGAAUGUGGUAAUCUUUUUGACAAUUGUCUUACUUAUUUUAAUAGUGCUUCCGAUUAUUAUUCCUAUUUUUUUGGUUUUCUUCUCUGAACCAAGGCCGGUUUUGGAGGAGAGCCUUCUUCCUGAGCCAGAGAAACAAGAAUCCUCUAGAAUGGGGAGUUUCAUUCUCAGCCUCAGCGAGGUAGAAGAUGAGAGGUCUUCUGAGGAAGACACACUCCCAUCAUCAGAAAGACAAAAGAGAAUUGCGCACUUGCAAGCUAAACUAUACCAAGCAGCAGCAGAAGGAGCAGUUAGAGUCAAGCGGAGAAAAGGUCCACGCAGAGGAGAGGAUUUCACUUUACUUCAGGCUCUAGUAAAGGCAGACUUUUGGCUUAUUUUUCUCUCCCUAGUUCUAGCAUCUGGUUCUGGUUUGACAGUGAUUGAUAAUCUGGGUCAGAUGUCUCAGUCGUUAGGUUAUUCUAACACCCACAUAUUUGUUUCAAUGAUAAGCAUUUGGAACUUUCUUGGUCGUGUUGCUGGUGGAUACUUCUCUGAGAAUAUAGUAAAAUACUAUGCAUACCCAAGACCUGUGGCAAUGGCUGCAGUUCAAGUUGUUAUGGCAUUUGCUCUUUUCUUCUAUGCUAUGGGGUGGCCUGGUUCAAUAUAUGUGGUUUCUGUGUUGAUAGGACUCUGCUAUGGAGCACACUGGGCUAUUGUACCAGCUGCAGUCUCAGAACUUUUUGGAUUGAAAAGCUUUGGUGCAUUGUAUAACUUCCUUACAUUGGCUAGUCCAGCUGGUUCACUGAUAUUUUCUGGUGUUAUUGCUAGUGGUAUAUAUGACUAUCAGGCAAAGCAGCAACAUGAACAUCGGAUUCAAAGUUCCGGACUGGGUCUGGGAGUACCUCUCGUUGUUAAGGAUGACUUUCUUACUUGUUAUGGUUCCAUAUGCUAUUCACUCACAAUGGGCAUCAUGUCAGGACUCUGCAUCAUUGCAUUUAUCUUGAGUAUGAUUGUUGUGCAUCGAACGAAGAGGGUUUAUGCACAACUCUAUGGCAAGCCUCUAGCUUGAAGGGUAUUCAACUUAAGACACUCUGCAGUUUAUAUCAUUCAAAUGUAUCCUCAUUCCUUGGCAGAUUACUCAAGCGAUUUUGAGGAAAGAGAAGGCAUCACAGAUAUAAUCUGCAUGUACACGCCCCCGGAAACUGAAGCCUUUGUCAUGUCUCUUUGUUUAUAAACUAUUUUAGAGUGUUCUUGACAAACACAAUUUUUAGAUUGCCAGUGAACCUUAUUAUUCCUUCAUGUAAUACAGUGUAUGAAGCCUUUUAAACAUAAAGUGUUUUUGUUUUGCUGGAGAUACCAGUCAUUUGUAAUUCUUGAUCAUAUGUUAUGAUCACUAUUUGUGGUACAAUGUUAAAUUUUUGAAGAAAUGGAGGAUGUGUUUGUUCUUUCA